This is a messenger RNA of Impatiens glandulifera, 1023 nucleotides long. RefSeq names its product cold-regulated 413 inner membrane protein 1, chloroplastic-like. NCBI's taxonomy places the organism in Eukaryota, Viridiplantae, Streptophyta, Magnoliopsida, Ericales, Balsaminaceae. The record is from RefSeq and is a predicted model, not a curated record. Gene Ontology annotation, cellular component: membrane. The coding region runs from base 64 to 729 and encodes 221 amino acids. The transcript has 6 exons.
UUCCUGGAUAAAAAAGAAGCUGAAAACAGUUGAAAGAAAAAGGACAACUAUCGAAGUUUGAAGAUGAUGAUCUCUCUUCUAUCUGCAGUAACAGUUCAUCCGCUUUCUUUCUGCAACAGGAAUCUCAUUUCUCUAAAAUCUCCAUCGUACGAUUGUCGCCCACUCCGUCUCACUGAACAGUCUGAUAUCUUUACCCACUUCAAUCCUCUCAGAGUUCCAAGCAGUAAAUCUGCCCAACUGACGACCAAAAUGCGCGGAAGAUCUGGUCCGGUUUGCUAUUACGCACCUCUCACCGCUAGCAAUCUUCAAUGGGUCACAACAGUUGCUUCAGCGGUCCUCAUGCUUGCAAGGGGAACUGCAAUUCAAAAAUCGUUUCUUGUUCCUUUAUUUGUUCUUCAAGCGCAUCCAAACGCCGUUUAUUGGAUUAAGGGCAAUUAUGGAUUAUGGACAGCUUUUCUGGCUCUUCUAGUUCGUUUAUUCUUCUCUAUUCCAGGUGAACUGGAGUUACCAUUUCUAGCAUUGUUGUUGGUUAUCGUUGCUCCUCAUGAGGCUAUGAACCUAAGGAGCACUCAAGGAGGUAUUGUUCUUUCCUUGAUGAUUGCUGGGUAUUUGGCUUUCCAACAUUUCACACGGGCUGGUAGCCUGAAGAAGGCAUUUGACCAAGGUUCAAUUAUUGCUACAUUAUCCAUCAUCUGUAUUGCUGCCUUCCCAUGGAUGCUUUUGGCCUGACUUUUGACCUCGAUGGGAGACCGCCUUAAUGUUAUAGCUUCUGAACACUUGAGGAUCAACCAGGCAUCUGAACCUCACUUGGUCUCCUUUGGAUGAGAGAAAAAUUUCUUUAAUAAAAGCAUUUUUAUUGACUAGUUCUUCAAUAUCAUCUUUGUAAAGGGUGUUCAUAUGGUAAAACGUUUUUAUCGACUCAAUUCUUGCUAUAUUAUCUUGAAUUGGCAAAGUCUAUGACAAAGCAAUUGAUCCUCUUGCAUAUGCCUUCAAUUGGGUGGGAAAUUAUAUAUGGUUGCUGCA